Messenger RNA from Caenorhabditis remanei, 3807 nucleotides. RefSeq lists its product as uncharacterized. The coding region runs from base 1 to 3807 and encodes 1268 amino acids. NCBI's taxonomy places the organism in Eukaryota, Metazoa, Nematoda, Chromadorea, Rhabditida, Rhabditidae. The transcript has 11 exons. The record is from RefSeq and is a predicted model, not a curated record.
AUGGCUUGCGUCAUCGCAAAAUUCUCGCUUGAUGCCGAUGAACGUGUUUCUCCUUGUGAAAUAAGUGGGAGAAUAAUCAGAGAAACCGCUUCAUUCAAACAAAAAUUACCCGAAAUCGAGAUAUUCGUCAAGACAUUCGCCCAUAAUGUUCUCGAAUACUUUCCUCGUAUCCAUCCGUGGCUCUAUGCUAAAAUAUUCUUCGUUUGCAGAACUCCUAUUUCACCUUCUCUAUUUAAAUUUUUUUCUGCCGAUGCGUUCUUGACUGUCGAUGAGGAGAACAUCAUUAUUUAUUACAAACGGAGAAACGGAAAAGGCGAAUUCGGAGGUCCCAAAGUGCGAAACGAGGGAAUAAAAGAAGGCGGAGUUCAAACACCCAGAAAUGAAAAACAGGCUGAGCUUGUUGCGGGUGGAAAUGCUGAGAAAAUUGACGCGAAAUCUCAAAAAAUGGAUAGUGUGGGGAUUUUGAAUGGAAAGAAUGGAGAGCAACAUUUGGCUGGUGCGAACAGAGCAAAUAUCGUCAAUCCCACCAACGAAAUGCCUGAAGCGCCGAUGGGACCCGUAUCAUCAGAGGGAUCGAAAGGGAAUGUCAAUCUGUCGAUUUUACCUCCAAAACCAACGAAUAAUGAUUUGAAUAUUAAGAAAUGUAGUGACACUACGACUACAGGAGCCAUCUACAACACACCGAGUACUUCAACUAACUUAUCAAGCUCUGAACCGCCUUCGAGAAUGAUGAAUGACGGAUCGGUGUCGAGCGAUCCCCGGGUGACAAAACGAGGGAAUAGUCAAGAAGGAGUCGCUCCACAAGGUGUAUCGAAACCGAGGAAACCACCAGCAUUCGAUUUUUCGAGUAUAAGUAUUAUAUUAGAUGCUCCCAGUACUUCCAGUGCUCUUCCGGUUUCUGAUGUGCCUCCAACUCUGACGAAUAAUGAAUCAACUUCGACAAAUGUUGGUCGGAAAAGAAAAAGAAAUAAAGAAGAAUCAACAGAUCUGCCAGGAGUACCAAAGCCGAAAAGAGCAACCAAAUCGUCUGUUCCUAACUUGGGAAACAUGACUUUCGAAAACUUCCGAACAUUUGUGAAUCCUGGAGAAACAAUGACUGAAUUUCUUAGUCGUAUAAUGCAACAUCCGAAAGGAAUUGGAGGGAGAAAAGGUCAAAUCAAGAGAGAGAUCUUCGACCAUGUUACUGCACAAUCUUCGAUUGAAAAAGAAAUAAUUGAAUCUGAAAAACAGAUUCGAAUGCAGCUUGAAGCGAAGGGACUUCACAUGAUUCCUCUCAAGUUUGAACCAAGGCAGAGAUUGUUGAUAAUUCCUCAAAUUCUUUCAACAAAUGUAACAAUGACGAGUUCCUCAUAUUUCAAGGACAUUUCUGAAGAUCUUCAACCGUUUUUCAGAACAUUGAAUAAAAUUCUCGAAAUUAUUCCAAAGUCGGAAAUUCUCUCGGAUAUCUACGGUCGGAUUAAUCAGUUUAUUAAAUAUUCCGAAAUCAAAGAAAUUGCGACAAGCAAUGGAACAACUGAAACUGCAUUCACAAUAAUAUGUAACUGUGCAGUCUUGAAUGCAGACGACAAUGUGCAAAAUGGAAUUACAUUGAGGAAAUUUCUUACAUUGUUACGAUCGGAAGGAAAAAAAGUAUUAAUAGACAACUAUUUUGAUAGAACCUGUCAUUUUGAAUUGAGCAAACUUGCUUAUAGUGAUAAGAAUACCGUUCAAAUGGAUCAACUUCUGGAUAGACCGAUAAACGAGUGGCCCGAUGACUAUUGGAAUAUGGCUUGGUCAAUUGCGGAUUUCUCAAAAAAUGCCCUUGAGCCUCAAACAUUCUAUGCAAUAAGCAUUGAUGUACUUGGGAAGAAUGAAGAAAUUGAUUGUGAGACAGGCGUAAUCGACAAAUUCGUCAAAUCAUUCGCCCACUUGACUCAUCGGUUCUAUCCACGCAUUCAUCCGUGGCUCCAUGCGAAAAUAUUCUUCGUUUGCAGAACUUCUCUGUUGGAUGCUGAAGUUGAAUAUUUUAGAACUCAUGCGUAUUUGGCUGUCGAUCAAGACAAUAAAAUUCUACAUUACAAACAACGAGUGGGACUCGGCGAGUUCGGAAAUCCGAGAAUGCAGGUUGAGGGGUUAGACGAUCCUGUUGAUCCGGCACCCACGAAUGGGAAUGUGGCUGGUGACAAUGCAGACCAAUUCGACGGAAAUCCUCAACAAGUUAAUGAGGUGCAAAAUGCAGGGUAUGACGCUGAUGCCCAAUUGCCUGCCCAACGAAACAAUGAUAUUCAUCAUAACGAGCAAAGCAAUGAGAACUAUCUUGAGAAUCAAUAUCAAUAUACUGUGGAUCGGCAAAGUGGAAACUCGAACACCGUCCCCGAUGAUUUUUCCGAUCAAUACUUUUACGAGGGAUCGAACGAGAACAAUCAUCCGAGCACUUCAACGAGCAUCCCAUAUCACGAAGCGCCUUCAACUUCUAACAACAUUCGAUUGAAACGGCAUACAUUCAGUCAAUCUGGAGAACAAGAAAACGGUUAUGAAUCAUCUGAUCAGCCGGAAGUAUCGUACCCGAAGAAAUACCGUGUUGUUGUACUGAAACAGGGAAAUAAUACAAACCUGGGUUCAAAUCAAGAAGCUAUGUAUGAUAUUCAGAGCACUUCUUCUGAUAUCCCAGGAUCUGGAAGAUAUUCAAAACCAACAACUACUUCACAAAAUGCUCAAAUGGAAGGAUUUACUUCUGGAACUGCCGGUCUGAAUCUCCGUCAGCAACAGCUCCGAGAGAGACUUGUGGACUCUUCAAACUUAAGGACUGACUAUGAAACUGCUUCAACUAAUGUACCAUAUUUUGAGAAGAAGAAUAAUCAUAACACACAGUUGCAAAGACAAGGGCAUACUCAUGGAGCUGCCGAAAAGCCAAGAAUAUUGAAUCUGAAAAGAUAUGCUCCUAACCAAUCGGUUGUUGGGAAUCAUACGAAUCGGUAUCUGAAUACGCAUCAACAAAAUAUCCAAAGCAGAAUUGGAAAUCAUGAAGUCAAUGAACUAAGAUCAUCCGAACCGAAUAGAGAAGUCAACGCUUCCAACUUCAAUUACAUGAAUAUAGAAAACUAUCAAGAAUUCAUGCGUUACGGAGAAACUAUGACUGAGUUUUUAAAUCGCCUAAAUGAACAUCGUAAAGCAGUCGGAUUCAAAGAGGCUCAAAUUUCGUCCGCUGUCUAUAUGAGAGUUCGUUUGAAUUCGAUGAGUGAAAAGACCGGAAGUCGACUUCAGAAUCUGAGACGUCCCAUUCUGAAGUAUAUUCCUGUAACGUUUGAAACAAUGUCUAAAGCCAAACUCAUGACGACUCCUGAGUUUCUUCGGCGCACCCAGAGAGCGCGGAACGCCGCACUGUUCAUCGAAACUACAGAAAAUCUCCGACCAUUUUUCGACGCGUUAUACUUUGCGGUGGAUGGAUUGUCACUCACGAAGACAUUUGCAAACAUCCUAUCGCGGAUCGGAGAGUUCAUCGAGUAUACUGAAGUUAAACCUAUAAUGGCCAGAGAAGGAACUACUGAAACAUCACUCAAGAUUGUGCUUCAUUGUGUGGUGUGCAACGCCGGCGAAGAAUGUAAAUACGGUUAUACUUUGAAGCAUGUAAUCGGCUCAUUAAUAUCAGGACUGUCAGAUAUGAAGACUCUUGAUAACUUUAAAGACUCUUGUUAUUUACAAAUCGGGAAACCAGACAGCAAGUUGAAGAAAAUCUCAUAUCCAAUGGUUGACACUUCAUUCGCAGAAGCUCUCAAUUACGCCAUUUCUGUAUCAAAUUUCGAGAAUCCCAAGACUAGAACUUCAUGA